Messenger RNA from Anthonomus grandis grandis, 4275 nucleotides. Its product is annotated as mothers against decapentaplegic homolog 4-like. Gene Ontology annotation, molecular function: RNA polymerase II cis-regulatory region sequence-specific DNA binding; DNA-binding transcription factor activity, RNA polymerase II-specific; I-SMAD binding. The record is from RefSeq and is a predicted model, not a curated record. Lineage: Eukaryota; Metazoa; Arthropoda; Insecta; Coleoptera; Curculionidae. Gene Ontology annotation, cellular component: heteromeric SMAD protein complex. Gene Ontology annotation, biological process: BMP signaling pathway; regulation of transcription by RNA polymerase II; transforming growth factor beta receptor signaling pathway.
UGUUGCUUGCAGCAGUGCGCGCGAGUGAGACGCCACCAAAAACUAACUGCUUAUUCCAUUUGUUAUUUUAUUUUGUCAGUAAAUUAAAUAAACAGAACUAUCGAUUCAUGGUUCUGAUGUAGUAGGAUGUUCAGAUUGUGUGCGCGUAUUUUAAUGUCCAAGUGUUGUUCUACGGCUAUUUGGAUUUAAUUUAUCAAUUCAAGAUCAGUACGAGGUGUUGUUCCCACUUUAAAGGAUUUUUAUUUUUAGUACAAUCAAACUAAGGUUAUGUCAUUCAUUAAUUUAUUAUUAGCAAAGUGAUCCAAGAAUCAUGUCUGGUUUGACCACCACAGCUCCAUCCUCAGCAGAUGCUUGUCUCAGCAUAGUUCACAGUCUUAUGUGCCACAGACAAGGUGGAGAAAGUGAAGGGUUUGCCAAGAGAGCUAUCGAGUCUCUUGUUAAAAAACUUAAAGAGAAACGGGAAGAACUUGAUUCUCUAAUCACCGCUAUUACUACUAGUGGUGCCCACCACAAGUGUGUAACUAUUCAGAGGACUCUUGAUGGACGGCUGCAAGUUGCUGGAAGAAAAGGUUUUCCACACGUCAUUUAUGCAAGAAUCUGGCGAUGGCCGGAUCUGCAUAAAAAUGAGCUAAAGCAUGUCAAGUACUGCCAGUUUGCAUUUGACUUAAAAUGUGACUCAGUUUGUGUUAAUCCCUACCAUUAUGAGAGAGUUGUAUCGCCUGGCAUUGAUUUAUCAGGACUAACCUUGCAGGCAGGAACCCCUAGAAUGAAAGAUGAAUAUAGUGCAGGUACUGUCCCUGGCACAUCUAUGGAUGUAGAUACUGAUUUGGGUAUGAGUGUAUCCCAAACAAUACAGCAUCACCCUGGACAACAAAAUUUUACUUUAGGGUCACUUCAGUCACCGACAAGUGAUCCAGGAAUGUAUAGUCCCUCAAAUAGAGGGAUUUUGGGUCCGACGAUACCAAAAAUUGAGGCAGGUCCAGACCCUAACAGGCCCAAUUGGUUUGCCACAUAUGCAUAUGCCUCGUCAUGGACCACAGACUCAGGUCAGUGCUCAGUCAUUAAUAACCAGCAACCGGCAAGUAGUCCUGGACAGUUUUAUAGUAAUGCUACCAGCACUGCAACACCUGACAGGUCUCAAGAAACUAUUACACAAACAAUAGGAAAUAACUCGCCCGUCUCUCCACACCUUCAGCAAAAUGGGUUUAAUGGAACAAGCAAUGCUGCAUCAGUAUCUACUAGUGCAGCCACUGCAUCUCAGGCUGCUGUUGUGGCUACUACUCUCUCUCAAACGUAUACUGGGACAGGAGGCACAUGGACGGGUUCUAAUACCCUUACUUACACUCAAAGUAUGCAGCCUCCUGAUUCUAGAAAUCAUCAUAAUUCAUACUGGAAUCACAAUUCAUCAAAUCAAAUUGGUUCUGAUGCUAACAUUGGCCUACUCUCCACCCAACCAGCGCCAGAAUACUGGUGCUCGGUGGCGUAUUUUGAACUGGACACCCAAGUGGGUGAGACUUUUAAAGUUCCUUCAAACUGUCCCAAUGUUACCAUAGACGGUUAUGUUGAUCCCUCUGGAGGAAACAGGUUCUGUUUGGGAGCACUUAGUAACGUCCACCGAACUGAUCAGAGUGAACGAGCAAGGUUACAUAUAGGAAAAGGUGUUCAGUUAGACCUAAGAGGUGAAGGUGAUGUUUGGUUACGUUGCUUGAGUGACCACUCUGUCUUUGUACAGAGCUAUUACUUAGAUAGAGAAGCUGGCAGGCAGCCAGGGGAUGCCGUUCAUAAAAUCUAUCCUUCUGCUUAUAUAAAAGUUUUUGAUCUAAGACAGUGCCAUCACCAAAUGACGACGCAAGCCCAAACGGCUCAAGCAGCUGCUGCCGCCCAGGCCGCUGCUGUUGCAGGACACAUUCCUGGGCCUCACUCAGUUGGAGGUAUUGCGCCAGCUAUCAGUCUUUCAGCAGCUACAGGCAUAGGAGUAGAUGAUUUAAGAAGACUAUGCAUAUUGAGACUAAGUUUUGUAAAAGGUUGGGGUCCAGACUACCCUAGGCAGUCCAUUAAAGAUACUCCAUGUUGGAUAGAAGUGCAUUUGCACAGAGCUUUGCAGCUCUUGGAUGAAGUAUUACAUACUAUGCCUAUAGAUGGCCCUAGGGGUAUUGAGUAACAAAGUCUUGAGUGAUAUUUUCGAAGUUUUUUAUUUGUAUAUUUUGAAAUUAAUUUAUUGUACGUGCACAGAGACAAUUUAGACUGCGUCAGUUUUGGUCUAUAAUAAUUGUUAAGAAAAUUAAUAACUAUGUAAGAGAUGAUAACAGUGAGAUAAAGUGUGUAAAAGGUUACUAUAAUUUUAGGUUAUUUUUUGUUUAAAAUGGGCACUUUUUUGGGACCAUUAUCAGAUAAUAAAACUCCAUAUACUCCUUCGAUAUACCUCAUGUACUUUUUCUGUGGUAGUCCAAGUAAAACCAGUUAUAUUCUCAGAAAAUUAUAUAGAAUUACUAAAAGUUGAGUCCUAUUAUAGUAAACAAUGCCAUACAAAUUAAUGCUCAAUACUACAAAAAAUGUGCCUCAAACUGAUGUUACAUGUACAAAGUUAUUAUAUAAUCAACGAAUUUUAUUUUUGAAUUGUUUGUUAAUAAGUUUUAAAACUUUGAAGUGUUACAUUGUACGGGGUGUCUCAGAAGUCCGAAAAAGCGAAAUAAGAUUUUUUUUUAAAUAUUUUAAUCAAAUUUCGUUCCUAUGUUCCUAAUAUCACAUUAUUAUGGAAAAAAUUCCACUGUACUUUAUUUAGAUUCAUAUUUUGCUGGGAGUUUUCCCUAGUUAGUCAACGACUUCUGGGAAACCUGUAAAUGUAAAAAGGGCGAUGACUGUUAUAAAAUGGAAAAUUUAAAAGCUGCCAAAGAACGAAUGGUACUAGAAAUCUAGUAGCCUUUAUUUUUGAUGCUAACACAAUUUUUAUUUUGAGUGGUGGACAAACCACUGCUUUUGAAAAACAUGAUUCUUGAUUCACUAUGAUUUUUUAUCCUACUUUUGAGAGAGUUUUUAAAAGUUAUAUGAAAAUAAUCGGUAAUUCUCCUAAACCAGGCCUAGUAAACCAUUUCCUAUUUUUUUGUCAGGAUUAUAAAUAUGAAUUUAUAAAAUGCAAGUUGUUCAAUAUCAUUAACUCACAUAUUUGAAAAGAAGAUAAUUUGAUAUUUUUUAUGAAGGGUGUAUUAAAUAAAAGGGUAGAUACCUAUAACAAAUGGUGCUUCAGUCACCUAAAAAAUAUUUGUUUGUUUUGGUUUGGCCGUAGAAUAAAAUGAUUAAAAAAUAUGCUACCUGCUCUGUAAUGUUAGCUACACUCGGUACAAAUUUAGAACAAAUGUUAAUUUGGGGUUUCAUUUGCCUUGCUAAAAGUCAAGUAUUCCUUGUCUUAAAUUACGCGAAAGGGUCUUUAUAAUAGCGUUUUAAAAUAUUACCAGCAUAAUGCUAUUCUUUAGUUACAUACAAUUACCUGGACAAUUACAGCAAAAAAUAAUCUAACUAAUUGCAAAAGCCAGCUUUUAUUUGUUUGCUGGAAACAAAGUAAAGGUAGAUAAUCAACAAGGAAUCUUGUGCCAUUUUAGUCAUAACAGAAUAUCUAAGCCAAAUUAAAUUUGCACAUGAUUUGAUAGUGUUUAACUUUUAGGCUGUGAUGAAAAUUAAUGUUAGGAUUAUUAAUUUGGUUUAUUAAAAUGGAAGACUAGAUAUAUAUUUAAAAAAUUAUAUUUUCGUUUUUUAAGUACAAAAAAAAAGCUGAAACUCAACUAAAAAAAAACACAGAAAAAUGUGAUGUAUUUUUUUGCAGUUGCAGCUGAAAAAUAUAAAGAAACAUAGUAUAUUUUGAAGCAAUAAUAUGAAGUAAAGUAAGGCACGCAACAUUUUAUUUUUUAAGUGACUUGGCUUAUAUAGAUUUUUUAAGAGUGUAAAUAUGUUAAAAAUUAAAUUAUAAGAGUUUACCAAUAUCUUAUAUAAUUUACAUAAGUGUAGAUUUAGAAAUUUGUUAGUUACUAAGUGUAAUGUUUGCCAUGUAAUUUGUUGCUUGAUCUCUUGAACAUAAGCUUUUUUGUUUUGUUUGUUCUUUGUUGUUUUAUAUUAUUAUACGGUAUAAUCUUAUGGUCAAUUUUUUUUUCAGAUUGAGAUUCUUGCAAGUAACUUAAUAUUAUUUUUCAAAAUUAAAUUGUUAGCACAUAUUUUUUUUUUUAAUUUCAGUUCCGUAUGAAAUGUAAAUUCAUUCUAAAAACCCAAAUGCAAAUAUUUUAUGAA